AUGGUAAAACGAGACAUAAAUGCUAAAGUAACUACACUUAUUAUACUCGCCCAUCCGAUCGGAGCUUCGAUCGGGGCGAACCAUUUUCAGUAUAGAAUACAUACCUCACUGUGUCUGGCUGACUGGCUGACAGAGUUAGAGUUGGAAUCCUUUCCUUUCUUCACGAGUUUGGUACAGUCCAGUACUAAUUUUACUCAAAGCUGGGAGAAAAAAUUAAAAUCAUUUAAUAAAUCCAAGAAGUCGAUUAUACUACCAGUUAGUACGGCGUGCAAAAGUAAUUUACCAGCCACAAGUAUCAAAGGGAGAAGUUUGUUUGUUGCGAAUAAAAAAGCAUCAAAAUAUGUAUGGCAACAAAUAUCUUAUCGAAAGAAGGUGUGCUCGCCGCAACGCUUGCUUAUUGCAUGCCCCUGCCGAAAGAUAGGUCAGUUUCUAGUUUGUGAAACAUGUUGUCAAGACGAGAAGUGUGCACACAAAACUACGUUUAGGAGAUCUAAAACGAAACGAGUUAAAAAGUCAACGCAUCCCCAACCUCAACAACACCAAACUCUACAAAGAGGGGUAAAAGUCCUUCCACAACAAAAAAUACCAAACACAACUGUAUCGACAACCUCAACAACAACAAAAUCUACAAAGAAAAGUGUAAGUCCUUCCACAACAAAUAAUCAAAACACAACUUUAUCGACAACCUCAACAACAACAAAAUCUACAAAGAAAAGUGUAAGUCCUUCCACAACAUAUAAUCCAAACACAACUGUAUCGACAACCUCAACAACAACAAAAUCUACAAAGAAAAGUGUAAGUCCUUCCACAACAAAUAAUCCAAACACAACUGUAUCGACAACCUCAACAACAACAAAAUCUACAAAGAAAAGUGUAAGUCCUUCCACAACAUAUAAUCCAAACACAACUGUAUCGACAACCUCAACAACAACAAAAUCUACAAAGAAAAGUGUAAGUCCUUCCACAACAAAUAAUCCAAACACAACUGUAUCGACAACCUCAACAGCAACCAAAUCUACAAAGAGAAGUCUAAGUCCUUCCACAACAAAUAAUCCAAACACAACUGUGUCGACAACCUCAACAACAACAAAAUCUACAAAGAGAAGUCUAAGUCUUUCCACAACAAAUAAUCCAAACACAACUGUGUCGACAACCUCAACAACAACAAAAUCUACAAAGAGAAGUCUAAGUCCUUCCACAACAAAUAAUCCAAACACAACUGUAUCGACAACCUCAACAGCAACCAAAUCUACAAAGAGAAGUCUAAGUCUUUCCACAACAAAUAAUCCAAACACAACUGUGUCGACAACCUCAACAACAACCAAAUCUACAAAGAGUAGUGAAAGUCCUUCCACAACAAAUAAUCCAAACACAACUGUAUCGACAACCUCAACAACAACAAAAUCUACAAAGAGUAGUGAAAGUCCUUCCACAACAAAUAAUCCAAACACAACUGUAUCGACAACCUCAAAAACAACAAAAUCUACAAAGAGAAGUCUAAGUCCUUCCACAACAAAUAAUCCAAACACAACUGUGUCGACAACCUCAACAACAACAAAAUCUACAAAGAGAGGUGAAAGUCCUUCCACAACAAAUAAUCCAAGCACAACUGUGUCGACAACCUCAACAACAACCAAAUCUACAAAGAGUAGUGAAAGUCCUUCCACAACAAAUAAUCCAAACACAACUGUAUCGACAACCUCAACAACAACAAAAUCUACAAAGAGAAGUCUAAGUCCUUCCACAACAAAUAAUUCAAACACAACUGUAUCGACAACCUCAACAACAACAAAAUCUACAAAGAGAAGUCUAAGUCCUUCCACAACAAAUAAUCCAAACACAACUGUGUCGACAACCUCAACAACAACAAAUUCUACAAAGAGUAGUGUAAGUCCUUCCACAACAAAUAAUCCAAACACAACUGUGUCGACAACCUCAACAACAACCAAAUCUACAAAGAGUAGUGAAAGUCCUUCCACAACAAAUAAUCCAAACACAACUGUGUCGACAACCUCAACAACAACAAAAUCUACAAAGAGAAGUCUAAGUCCUUCCACAACAAAUAAUCCAAACACAACUGUAUCGACAACCUCAACAGCAACCAAUCUACAAAGAGAAGUCUAAGUCUUUCCACAACAAAUAAUCCAAACACAACUGUGUCGACAACCUCAACAACAACAAAAUCUACAAAGAGAAGUCUAAGUCCUUCCACAACAAAUAAUCCAAACACAACUGUAUCGACAACCUCAACAGCAACCAAAUCUACAAAGAGU
Molecule: messenger RNA, 2273 nt
Organism: Hydractinia symbiolongicarpus
Lineage: Eukaryota; Metazoa; Cnidaria; Hydrozoa; Anthoathecata; Hydractiniidae
Product: mucin-2-like
Exons: 6
Coding region: 1-2124 (707 amino acids)
Source: RefSeq, a predicted model, not a curated record